ACUCCCAGUGCCACUCCAGCCGGGCUCCCGGCCUUGCCCAUGCCCAGCCCUGCCAGUGCCACUCCCAGCCAGCGCCACUGGGUCUCCUCGGCCACCAGCGCCAACGACUCCUUCGAGAUACGGCCGGCCUCCAAGCCAGACAUGGACACGAUUCCUGCCGGGGACCUGCAGGCCCGGGCCCUGGCCAGUCUCCGCGUGAACUCCCGCAACUCCUUCGUGUUCAUCCCCAAGAACAAGGCCUCCGGGGCCCCUCCUAGCCCAGGGAGGCAGUCCGUGAGGCUGCCAGAGGGGGAGGUUGUCUGGGCCUCCCAACAGCGUGGAGCCCACCUGGUGCCUGGAGCCGAUCGUGCGCCUGUCCGAGGGAGGAGCCCCUUGGGGGUCCAGGAGGGGGCCUGCCCCAGGCCAGCCACAGCCCUAGUGGACCGGGCUGUUAGGUGGCAGAGGCCAUCCUCACCACCCCCAUCCCUGCCGGCUGCCCCCGAAGCUGAGCCUUCCCAGGGCUUCGGGGUUCCCGGCUUGGCCAAGAAUGGCGGGGAGCCUGGAAGGCCAGGGCUGCCCGUCACCUUCAUCGACGAGGUGGACUCGGAGGAUGAGGUUCCCCAAGAAGCCAAACUGCCCUGCUCGGGGGCCAGCGUGCCUCCCCAGUACCACCCAUCAGAGCUGCACCGAGGUGGCAACACCUUCACGGUGGUGCCCAAGAGGAAGCCAGGGGCCCUGCAGGCCAACGGGGAGCCUGGGCCACAGGAGGCCGAGGAAGUGGAGGUGGAUAGCCUCUCAGAGCCCCUUGCUGUCUCGGGGACCGCACUGAAGAAGCGCUACCCCACCGUGCAUGAGAUCGAGGUGAUUGGCGGCUACCUGGCCUUGCAGAAGUCCUGCCUCACCAAGGCUGGCUCCUCGAGAAAGAAGAUGAAGAUCUCCUUCAAUGACAAGAGCCUGCACACCACGUUCGAGUACCCUUCUGAGAGCUCCCUGGUGCAGGAGGCAGAGGCGGAGGCCGAGGGAGCUGGAGAGGAGGAAGAGGAGGAGGAGGAGGAGGGGCCCGGCUUGAAUGGGGCCGUGGAGAAGCCCUUUGCACUCUUCCUGCCCCGAGCCACCUUUGUGAACAGCGUGGCGCCUGAGAGCCCUCGCCUGCCAGAUGGCAGCUCAGGCCUGUCCAGCUACACUCCAAAGCACUCCAUGGCCUUCAGCAAGUGGCAGGAGCAGACUUUGGCACAGGCCCCAGGAGAGCUGGAGCCCUCACAGAAGGAGGUCAUGCUCACCCCUGCCAGUCACAACGACCUUUCGGACUUCCGCAGCGAGCCAGCCCUCUAUUUCUGACUCCAGCCCCACCAGGAUGGCCAAGCUCCACCCUCAUUCUGCACACCCCCUUAUGCCCUGCCAGGCUCUGUCCCCCUGUAACCCACCUUCCAUUCCUGGGCCUAAGAACCAUGCUGGUGCUGGAGGCCUGAGCUGGGGCACUAGGGGCCACACCGUCCCUUGGGGUCUCCCUCUCCAGCUAUGGUUUGGGGCAGGGUCCUGCUGGCAGCUGUGCCAUGACUGUUGGGUGUGUCCAGGGUGAAGGACUGACUCAGCUGCCUGUCCUCUGUAGGACUACAAGCCUCCCCAUGUC
Messenger RNA from Miniopterus natalensis, 1609 nucleotides. It is a transcript of the gene TPRN, whose product is annotated as taperin. NCBI's taxonomy places the organism in Eukaryota, Metazoa, Chordata, Mammalia, Chiroptera, Miniopteridae. Gene Ontology annotation, cellular component: stereocilium base. The record is from RefSeq and is a predicted model, not a curated record. Gene Ontology annotation, biological process: auditory receptor cell stereocilium organization; stereocilium maintenance; sensory perception of sound. Gene Ontology annotation, molecular function: phosphatase binding.